Molecule: messenger RNA, 1617 nt
Organism: Oncorhynchus mykiss (rainbow trout)
Lineage: Eukaryota; Metazoa; Chordata; Actinopteri; Salmoniformes; Salmonidae
Product: polycomb complex protein BMI-1
Biological process (GO): negative regulation of transcription by RNA polymerase II
Cellular component (GO): PRC1 complex
Molecular function (GO): metal ion binding; promoter-specific chromatin binding
Source: RefSeq, a predicted model, not a curated record
GUGACCAUAAUGGGCGGUCCUCUGACUAUGUGGGGGAAAAAAAAGCCAUUUUCUGGCGCUGCUGCAAGAUCUAACGUUAACCAACUCAAAAUAAUUUACCUGUAUCCACGUCGGGAGGUACGGGUGUUUUUCAUGUCAAAUCAGAUCCUUCCAGAUGGAUAAAAUGCAACCCAGUCGGCUAAAAAUCACAGAGCUGAAUCCUAACCUGAUAUGCCCACUGUGUGUGGGCUACUUCAUCGAUGCCACAACCAUUGUGGAGUGCUUGCACUCAUUCUGCAAGACGUGCAUUGUUGCCUUCCUGGAAACCAACAAGUUCUGCCCCAGAUGUGAUGUGCAAGUACACAAGACGUGUCCACAGCUCAGCAUCAGGUCAGACAAGACUCUACAGGACAUUGUAUACAAGCUGGUGCCUGGAUUAUUCAAAGAUGAGAUGAAACGAAGGCGGGACUUCUACACAAACCAGGAAAACCAACACCUGGAGCCAGGAGAAGUGGUGGAGGAGCCGACUAUUAUUGCAGAAGAUGAAAUCAUCAGUCUCUCCAUUCAGUUCCAUGAGAAGAACAAAAGUGACACACAACCUGUGGAUACAGAAGGAGACAAUACCAACAGCAAACGCUUCCUGCAAUGCCCGGCAGCCAUGACAGUCCUGCACUUAGCCAAGUUCCUGCGUAGCAAGAUGGACAUUCCGAACACCUUACGGAUUGAAGUGCUGUACGCUGAUGAGCCCUUAAAGGACUACUACACGCUGAUGGAUAUUGCCUACAUGUAUUCUUGGCGACGUAAUGGCCCCCUCCCCCUGCAGUACUGUGUCAAGCCCACCCGGAAGCGUCGAAGGCUGUCCCAAGGUGCCGCCCAGGCCCACUCCGACGGUGUCAACACAAGCCCCACCUCUGAGAGCGACUCCCACAGCGACAAGGCCCUGAGCCCGGCUGGUCAGGUCCCCAGAGCCUCCACCCUGCCCAGCCCUGCCGUCCGAGGCCAACCCUCUACCCUUCAGAGCCCCAGCGGUACCACAGGACCCAACGGUACUCAACGGCUCCCUCUAGCCUCCAAGUCAGGGAGCAACGCCCGCAAGGUGAAUGUCAACGGCAAAAGCAAUGGAGCAGCGACUGAGACUAGGGGAGGGGACAAAGGGGCGGUAUCACCCCCAACCUAAAUCUGAUACAUCCCAGAAACAUGGAGAGUGAAACAGAAUUGCCCCAAAAUGUCGGAGUAGCCCCUCAAUGGACCAAUGGACAGACAAGGAGAAAAUCUGCCAAGAGAGUACUGAGGGAGAGGGCGAUUGUGAUCAGUAAACAGACUGUCAAGUGCAGCCAAAUAGACAUUUCAUUUCAAUGUGUGUGUGUCUGUGCGUUAGAGUAAACAUGCAUACAAAAUGUACAAUAUGUAUCCAAUGUGAGCAUUCGUACAUACCUGGUCAUGUAUAUAGAGUAUCUUUUAUACAGGAUAUUGUAAUUGUUUUGUAACUGUAUGAUAUGCAGUCGGUUCAACGAUUCCUUCCCCCAAGUCUUCACGAUUAAUUUGGCUUUAAAAUAUAAAUUGACAAAAUGCUGAAUGGCAUUGCGAUGCGAUUGUCUAUCUGUAUGGGUAUGUAAUAUAUAUAUAUAUAUAUAUAUA